AUGUACUCCCAGAACCAUCAGCAGGGCCACAACGCCCGGCUGAAUGGGGCGGGACGCGGGAUGCCCAGCCUGCUGUACAACUACCAGCAGCACCCGCAGCACCAGCACCCGUCCCAGCCCCAGCAACAUCAUGGCCUGCAGCACGACCACGGCAUGCCGAGCUCCAAUGGCCUCGGCCAUCACUCCUCCUUCGCCUCGGGCGUCAUGUCCGGCUCCAACGCGUUUGGCGGCGGCGGCAUGCCCAACGGACACUCAGCCGCGGCGCGUGGCGCGCAGGGCCCCCCUAAUGAAAUGUGGCAAGAGCAACUGCGGAUGCACAAGGAGGCCGAGCGCGCCCACUCGGCCAUGACUGACCAGCAACAGCCCCACUACUAUGCUCGCCUCAAGGCGUCAGAGAAUCGCGGCAUCGGAGGGCCGCCGCCCUCCACGGCCAAGACGCAGGCCGAUGGUGAGAAUGAGGCCGACGACCGGAGGCGGCCAUACAACCUGGAGCGCGAGGCGCGGCGGCAGGACUGGCACAACAUGGACAUGAGUGGCCAGGGCCUGCGCAACCUAGCCCUCGAGCUGUUUCGGUACCAGUUCCUGAGCGAGCUCUACAUCGCCUCCAACAAGCUCACGCGGCUACCCAAGGAGAUUGGGGAGCUGCGGCAGCUGCGGCACCUGGACGCCUCAUACAACCAGAUCUCGGAGCUCCCCCCGGAGCUCGGCAUGUGCACGUACCUCAAGCAGCUCCUGCUCUUCAACAACCAGAUAUCGGAGUUGCCCUAUGAGCUCGGGUCGCUACACCUGCUUGAUAUGCUCGGCAUCGAGGGGAACCCUUUGGAGCCUAACCUUAAGCAGGAGAUUAUGGAAAAGGGCACCAAGAGCAUCAUCAACGCCCUGCGAGAGGGAGCACCGAUGCCCCCGCCUCCGACACCGCGCAAGGAGAUUGUGAUCCAGGAGGACGUGUCGCCGAGCCUCGAGCGGGUCAAGGUUUUUUCGUGGAACGUGCUGUGCGACAAGUACGCGACGGCGUCGACGUACGGCUACACGCCGACGCGCGCCCUCAACUGGGACUACCGCAAGAGCUGCAUCCUAGAGGAGCUUCGGCUGCGAGACGCCGACUUUCUGGCGCUGCAGGAGGUUUCGACGGACGCAUUUAAGGAGGACCUCAGCCCCGCACUCGCCCAGAUGGACUAUAAGGGCGUGCACUGGCCCAAGUCUCGCGCGCGGACCAUGUCGGAGAAGGACGCGCUAACGGUCGACGGGUGCGCCAUGUUCUACAAGGGAAGCAAGUACAUCUUGCUCGACAAGCAACUUAUCGAGUUUGCGUCCAUCGCCAUCAACCGACCGGACAUGAAGAACCAGCACGACGUCUUCAACCGCGUCAUGCCCAAGGACAACAUCGCCAUCAUCUGCUUCCUCGAGUCGCGGCUGACGGGCGCUCGCCUGAUACUCGUCAACGUGCACCUUACGUGGGAUUCGGCGCUUGCGGACGUCAAGGUGAUCCAGACGGGCAUCCUUAUGGAGCACGUGACCAAGCUGGCCGAAAAGUACGCCCGCUGGCCUGCCGUCAAGGACAAGAAGAUGAUUACGGUGCCGGGCGGCGACGAGGGCGACCCGCCGCCGCCGCCGCAGGCAGAGCCCGGCCCGAGCCAGGAGUACCGGUCCAACACGGAGAUCCCCCUGCUCGUGUGCGGCGACUUCAACUCGACCGAGGACUCGUCCGUGUACGAGCUCAUGUCCAUGGGCCGGGUGCCGCCGGACCACCUCGAGCUCAGCAACUACCACUACGGCAGCUUCACGCGCGACGGCAUCGAGCACCCCUUUAGCCUGCGGGACGCGUACGCGCACAUCAAGGGCACGGCCGAGGAGCUGCCCUUUACCAACUACACGCCGGGCUUCGCCGACGUCAUCGACUACAUUUGGUACUCGACCAACACGCUCGAGGUGGUGGACGUCCUAGGCCCGCCCGACGCGGCGUACCUGAAGCGCAUGCCGGCCUUUCCCAACUGGCACUUCCCGGCCGAUCACAUCCAAAUCAUGGCCGAGUUCGUCAUCAAGGGUCGCAAGGAGAAGAAGCAGCAGCAGCAGCAGCAGCACGCGGAGCGCGAGUCUGGCAGCGGUUCCGGGACGCCGCGGGCUUAA
Purpureocillium lilacinum is the source of this 2127-nucleotide messenger RNA. RefSeq names its product glucose-repressible alcohol dehydrogenase transcriptional effector. The record is from RefSeq and is a predicted model, not a curated record. Gene Ontology annotation, molecular function: poly(A)-specific ribonuclease activity; protein binding. Lineage: Eukaryota; Fungi; Ascomycota; Sordariomycetes; Hypocreales; Ophiocordycipitaceae. Gene Ontology annotation, cellular component: nucleus; CCR4-NOT complex; cytoplasm. Gene Ontology annotation, biological process: nuclear-transcribed mRNA poly(A) tail shortening.